AACGGCGCAUAGCUCGUUGCUUCAACGAUCGCGUGGGCGCGGAUCUCUCUUGAAAGAGUUUAGGCAGCAUGUCGCUGACAUCGCUGGGCAUAAGCGCCGGCUUCAUGGUCGGCUGUUGCACUGCAGCACAGAUUGCGCGUCGAGUGAGUCAGCGCCUGCUUAGCCAGGACGGUCUUGUGCCAGUGCUGAUGAACGAGGCGAUCGCCGCGGCGGAGCUGUGCGCCUGCUGCUUUGAGCUGAUCAUUGUGGCUGACAAUUUUGGCGUGGCCACCUAUGCCAUUUUUCUUUUUCUACUCACCAUCUGGUGGGGCAAGGUGUGGGGCGACGCCUCCGCCUGCCCGUACACUCACAUGGAGGAUGUGCUGGAGGGACGCACCAGUUUUAAGGAAAUGGCGCUGCGCACCUGGGCGGAGCUAAUGGGCGGCUGCUGUGUGUAUCGCAUUGUGCAGGUCUUCUGGUGGCUGGAGUUCGCCGAAACGCACAAGGGACGCGCCUUCGAGGAGUGCAAUGCCGACCUGCAGGUUAGUCCCUAUGUGGGUGCUGCCAUUGAGGGCGUGGCCACGUUGCUGUGCCGCCUCGCAUCGAAGACAAUCAGCGUGCAGGAGCCGAAGUUUAGUAGUUACAUUGACUCCUUCAUCGGAACCAGCCUUGUGGUGGCAGCCUUUAACUUCUCCGGCGGCUACUUCAACCCGGUGCUGGCCACGGCACUUAAAUGGGGUUGCCGAGGCCACAGUAAUCUGGAGCACAUCAUCGUAUAUUGGAUUGGCGCCUGCAUAGGCGCACUGCUGUCAGUACCCAUUUUCAAGCUCCGUGUAGUGCGGCGCUUGCUGCUAGGCGAGGAGAAGGAAAAGCAGGCCUAACUGUGACCCAUUUCUAGUGAUAGGGAACCGCAUACUUUUUGCUUAUGCACAAC
Messenger RNA from Drosophila navojoa, 913 nucleotides. It is a transcript of the gene AQP, whose product is annotated as aquaporin. The record is from RefSeq and is a predicted model, not a curated record. Gene Ontology annotation, cellular component: cytoplasm. Gene Ontology annotation, molecular function: channel activity. NCBI's taxonomy places the organism in Eukaryota, Metazoa, Arthropoda, Insecta, Diptera, Drosophilidae.